AUGUCCGUCGCACUUCUCGCCCGCCGCCGCGUAGCCCGUCUCCCCCGCACCCCGCAGCCCCUCCUCCAGAUGGUACAGAAGAAGAACAACUCGUCCAAAGCGGCGCCGGCCGUUCCGCCGGGCUACGUCGCCGACCCGAACCACGGGCCGAUGCUCGCCUACCAAGCCUCGCUCCCCAAACUGCCCGUCCCGCCCUUAUCCAGUACAAUCUCCAAAUACCUCGAGACUGUCCGCCCGCAUCUUACCCAAUCAGAGUACACCGCGACCGAGCGCGCCGCGCGCGAGUUCGAGGGGAGCGCGCUGGGGAGGGAGCUGCAGGCGCGGCUCGAGAGGCGGGCGGGCGAGGAGGGGCGGGAGAGCUGGCUUGCCGAGUGGUGGAACGACGCGGCGUAUAUGGCGUAUAGGGACCCCGUGGUGGUCUUUGUUAGCUAUUUCUACGUGCAUGUUAUGCAGGGCAAUAUGGGCCCUGCUAAGCGCGCGGCGCAGCUCGUAAAGGCCAUGUUGCCGUUCAGAGCUCUCGUCGAAACUGAACAACUCGCGCCCGAGACCGUCAAAGGCGCCCCGCUCUGCAUGGCCUCGUACAAAUGGCUCUUCCACGCCUCCCGCUACCCCGUCAAGCCGGCCGACACAGCGACCAAGUUCGACCCCUCGACGCACGACCACGUCGUGUUUGUGCGCAAGAACCGCUUCUACGAGGUCUCGCUGAAAGGCGCGGACGGGAAGGAGGUCAGCGCGGCGGAUCUCGAGGCACAGAUACAAAGGAUCAUCGACGAGGCGGAUAAAGCAGGCCUCGCACCGGCCAUCGGCGCACUGACGAGCGAGAACCGCGACGUCUGGACAGACGCUCGCGAACGCCUUCUCGCCGCAUCCCCCUCAAACGCCGAAGCACUGAAACGCAUCGAGAGCGCGCUCAUCGUCGUCGCGCUCGACGAUACGAAGCCCGAGAGCCGCGAGGCGCUCAGCUGGGCGUGCUGGGUCGGCAAUGGGCGGAAUAGGUGGUACGAUAAACAUCAGCUGAUCGUCUUCGACAACGGCCGCUCCGGCUUCCUCGGCGAACACUCCUGCAUGGACGGCACGCCCACCCUGCGCAUGAACGAGUUCCUCCUCGCGUCCCUCGCAGCGCACAAGAUCGACCUCUCGCCCUCUUCACCUUCAUCGUCCCUGCCCCUGCCAUCUGAGAUCAAGCUAGUCUUGAACGAGGACGUGGAGAGGGACAUUCAGACCGCCGAGAAGGAUUUUGAUGAGCUGGUGGGGAGGCACGAUCUGGAGGUGUUGCAGUGGGAUGCGUACGGGAAGGAGUGGAUUAAGACGUUUAAGGUGUCGCCGGAUGCGUGGGCGCAGAUGGUGAAGCAGUUGGCGUUCUACAAGUUCAAGGGCCGGCCGGCGGUCACGUACGAGAGCACGCAGACGAGGAAGUACCAGCUGGGCCGGACGGAGGUGACGCGCAGCGCGAGCAACGAGUCCAAAGCCUGGGUCGACAGCAUGGUCGACCCCAGCGCCACCGACGCGCACCGCGCUCUCCUCUUCCGCCGCGCCACCGCGCGCCACUCCCAGUACUCCGCCUGGGCCGCGGACGGGCACGGCGUCGACCGGCACCUCUUCGGGCUGAAGAAGCUGCUGCAGGACGGCGAGGAGCUUCCGGCGAUCUAUACAGACCCGGCGUUCGCGCGGACGAGCCAUUGGGAGCUGAGCACGAGCCAGCUGAGCUCGCGGUUUUUCGAUGGGUGGGGGUAUGGCGAAGUGGUCCCAGACGGUUAUGGAUUGGCCUACGCGAUCGGCGACGAUUAUAUUCGGUGGACGAUCACGAGUCUGAAGCUCGAGACUGCGAAGUUGAAGCAGUGUCUUGCGGAGGCGGCCGCGGAGGUUGGGCAGAUGAUGGAGCGCGCGGCGAAGGCUGAGGGCGCUGAGAAGAGCAAGCUGUAG
Messenger RNA from Peniophora sp. CBMAI 1063, 1923 nucleotides. Lineage: Eukaryota; Fungi; Basidiomycota; Agaricomycetes; Russulales; Peniophoraceae. The record is from the annotation of a GenBank genome assembly.